Molecule: messenger RNA, 993 nt
Organism: Arachis ipaensis
Lineage: Eukaryota; Viridiplantae; Streptophyta; Magnoliopsida; Fabales; Fabaceae
Source: RefSeq, a predicted model, not a curated record
CCUCUCUCCCGAAAUCCAUUCACAAAUAAACAGCUGCCAACUCCUACCUACCUUUAUGUGCUUCUUCCUCUCUCCGUCGUACAGUUGCUUCUUCUCUCCAUCGCACGAGCUGCUUCCGCCGCUGCCGGUUCCGCCGCCGCUGGCAUCGCACGAUCUCUCUGUCAUCCCUUGCGUCACACGAGCUCCCUCUGUCGCCGCUCUCGUCGCGUCUACUCCCAUCGUCGCAGAGCUCUCUCCGCCGCCGCUCUCAUCGCGUCUGCUCCCUCUGGCGCCUCUUCCAUCUAAUCUCAACAACUCGCUCUCUCGGUUCUUCUCGUAACCAUCACGAAUUUCAGAGUUGUUGAAUAUCCACCGGGGAAGAAUAUAUGAAAUAGCAUCUGUUUAGUUGAUUCGAAUGCAAAUGUUAAUGCCAGUGCUGCCAUGUCUUCCAAUCAAUCAUCUUCUGGGUCUGCUGGUGUUAAGGAGAAUGCAAGCGAGGUGGUGAUUGUGGAUGAUGAUAAAGAGGAAGGAGAGUUGGAGGAGGGUGAGAUUGAUGAUGAUGGCGCUGACCCUGAAGCAUCAGUAACAGAGAGGGUUCAGAGUGUUGCUGAAUGUGGUGUAGUUGCUUCAGAUACUGAUUCCACAUCUCAUAAGCUCAGUGUUAGGGAGGUUCUGGAGGGUGAUACAGUUGCUAAUGUGGAGAAAUCGUUUGAGGGGACUUGCUCUACUCAUGGUGCCAUCAGAAAUGAUUUCACUGACUUGACCUCCCCUCAUACUUGGUAUCCACUGGCCAGAAGGAAACAUCGCAGGAUUAUCCUAUUAACAUAUCCAAGAAAGGGAUUAAUAAAGGGAAUGAAGGGAAAUUCUGUCAGCGGAAUGAAUUACUACGCUUGUUUAUCUAUGUUGUCAUUGGUAAUUCUCACACCAUUUGCAAUUGCUGUGGAGGGGCCACAGAUGUGGGCAGCUGGAUGGAAAACCGCCCUCUCGCAGAUCGGACCUCAGUUUAUAUGGUAA